Molecule: messenger RNA, 2376 nt
Organism: Scylla paramamosain (green mud crab)
Lineage: Eukaryota; Metazoa; Arthropoda; Malacostraca; Decapoda; Portunidae
Exons: 8
Coding region: 1-1146 (381 amino acids)
Source: RefSeq, a predicted model, not a curated record
AUGAAGAAAGUGCUCGAGUGUGCCAGGUGGAGGGGGCGCGGGGGAGGGGGCGGAGGGCAGGGCCAGGCUCGGUGCGCCCCCAUUCAGAGGAAAAUUGAUACAAGUGUUGACCCUAACAGCCUGGAAGCGAACAGUAUUGAAGGGUCCUCCUCUUCCUCCUCCUCCUCUUCGUCUUCUACUCAGGACGAUUGGUUGACUGGCGCCUUGAAAUUCUUUGGAUACGAAAAUUUUGGUCAGUUUGUGAAAGAAAUUGACAUCUUUACUCUGCCCACCAGAAUACAGAAAGCUAUGAAGACGUACCGGGACGAGCUAUCAAUGGGACAAUGCUACAUGGAAUUCACUACCUACACCUUAUUUAGCAAACCUGACAACUUCUUCACUAACUUCAUGAGGAAUAAGAGAAGUUUACCAGAGGAAGAGGAAUUGUGGGAAGCCAGGGUUAUUGGAGGCAGUGGUGGUGGUGGUGGUGAUGGUGGUGGUGGGUCUGCAUUUGAGCGGCUGGCCCAGGGGUUCAUCAGCAUGCUGGACUCCUCCCCCACUACCAGACAGUACGCCAGCCUCCUGAAGCAAGUGUUGCCCGUGGUGGUGCAGAUGACGGCAGCUCAGGACUCAGGGUCAGCUGUCACCACAUUUGUCAAACACGCUCUUGGCUCCUAUCUUAGUGACAUUCAGUCGCCGACAAAGACAACGAAUGGAAUCGAGAAAAUUGACAAACCGACAGAUAAAUGGCCCUCCUCUUCUUCCUCUUCUUCCUCCUCUUCUCCCCCCUCCUCCUCCUCCUCCUCCUCUUCCUCUUCUCCUCUUUCUGAUAUAAUUCUUGGGGGUUUUAAAUAUUACAUGUCAAAUUAUUUGUCUUCGCUACCAGCCCCCCCGCCCCCGAAGACUCGCCCCCCCACCCCGAAGCCGGAAGAGAAGGAGGAAAGCAAAAAUUUUAUUGAAAUGAUUUUGGAAUUUAUUCGUCCAGUAUUUAUCAGCAUUAUUGGGAAGUCCCCGGGAGAGAGUGGAGUGGAGAGCAUAAGGGAGGUGACAAGGCUAAGCAGACUAGGCAGAGUGGACGACAUCUUGGCCGAGGAGGUGCUCUCUCCCUACUUCUGCCUCAAAAACUACAUGGUUAACAAGAUCUGGACGCUAACUGAGAGGGGGUGAGGUCAGUGGUGGGGAGAUUUGACCCCUCUGAGCAGGCGAGGAUGAUGGUGAUGUGGGGGUGAGAGAGAGAGAGACUGGGAGGUGAAGGAGUGUGAGAAAAUGGUGAAAAUUUUUUGUUUUGUGUGUUUUGGUGUGUUUUUGAGUGCUGAGGGAGAGAGAGAGAGAGAGAGAGAGAGAGAGAGAGAGAGAGAGAGAGAGAGAGAGAGAGAGAGAGAGAGAGAAAUUGUGCCUGUGAGUGUUCUGGCGUUUUUGAGUGCAAGGUAAGAGAGAGAGAGAGAGAGAGAGAGAGAGAGAGAGAGAGAGAGAGAGAGAGAGAGAGAGAGAGAGAGAGAGAGAGAGAGUUACCUAGUAUUUUCCCAAGAGCUCAAUGAUGUUAGAUUAGAUUAUUAUUAUUAUUAUUAUUAUUAUUAUUAUUAUUAUUAUUAUUAUUAUUAUUACUAGUAUUAUUAGUAUUACUUUUCCUGUUGUUGUUAUUGCUGUUGUUGUUGUUGUUUUUUUUUGUAAUAUUUAAGUCAGUUUUAAUUUUCUCCUUCUCUAUUUAUUUAUUUAUUUAUUUGUCUAUUUAUUUGUCUGUCUCUUUCCUUCCUUUUAUUUGUAUUAUUCUUUUUCGUCUUCCUCCUCAUCCUUUUCUUCUUCCUCUUCCUCCUCUUCUUAUUCUCUUCCUUUUCUUCCUCCUCCUCCUCCUCCUUUUCUUCUUCCUCUUCCUCCUCUUCUUAUUCUCUUCCUUUUCUUCCUCCUCCUCCUCCUACUCCACCUUCUUUUCUUCGUCUUCCUCCUCCUCCUCUUCUUAUUCUCUUCCUUUUCUUCCUCCUCCUUCUUUUCCUCCUACUCCUCCUCCUCUUCCAUCUCUCCUUCUAUAUAUUAUUUAAUUUUCUUCCCUUUUAUCAUAACUAACUCUUCCUUCCUCCUCCUCCUCCUCCUCCUCCUUCUUCCUCCUCCUCUUCCUCCUCUUCCUGUUCCUCCUUCUUCAAUUUCAAAGGAAGAUAUAAUAUAGAAAUUAAAUAAAUCAUAGAAUUGAGAGAGAGAGAGAGAGAGAGAGAGAGAGAGAGAGAGAGAGAGAGAGAGAGAGAGAGAGAGAGAGAGAGAGAAAUUGUUCAUAUCAAAUUGUUGUUGUUAUUAUUAUUAUUAUUAUUAUUAUCUUCCUAUCUCUAUCUUUAAUUGUUCUAUUUUGUAAGAUUAAAGAAAGUUAGCAAAUAAAUCUAUCUCUGUUUUGUAGUGAAAGUAAAGAAA